Messenger RNA from Didymodactylos carnosus, 282 nucleotides. The record is from the annotation of a GenBank genome assembly. NCBI's taxonomy places the organism in Eukaryota, Metazoa, Rotifera, Eurotatoria, Philodinida, Philodinidae.
AUGCAAACAUAUCAGUCAUCUCGUGGACAUGCUCACCGGCAACCAACUCCAAGUUACCAUCAAGAAUUACACUAUCCACCUCACUAUUCUCAAGAACGUGGGUACGUGGGACCGAACCCACAUUAUUACUAUCCACCUCAGCAUGAUUAUGCCGUUCAAACAUCAGGAGAAUCAUACAUCUGGGCUGGAGCAUCGAAAGCAGGCCAACUAGCUGAUUUUUUAUUACGAAUUGGAAGUAAUGGUCUGCAAGCUGCAUCGGCUUUAUGCAGCAUUUUGGGCUAA